Molecule: messenger RNA, 621 nt
Organism: Symbiodinium sp. CCMP2592
Lineage: Eukaryota; Dinophyceae; Suessiales; Symbiodiniaceae
Source: the annotation of a GenBank genome assembly
AUGGGAGUGCAGGUUGAUGCAGACGAGAAGGAGGACCUGUCCCCAGAUCGCAGCUUUGCAUCUCGCGGGAGCCGGACAGCUGUGCCAAGCAUCAGCUCCUGGUGGCCGGUGGUCCUCCCUGUCGAGGAGAGCAAGGAUCUGCGCAGCAGCACAGAUCGGCCUGAGGAGCUCUGCACACGUGCAGAUUUGAAGGUCAGUCUGGAGCCGUACCCCCGCAUCCAGGUGGUUCCGCGACAUUGGAUAUGCGAGGAUCUGCCUGAAUCCGAGCGGGCCAAGAAGAACAUCUGUCCUGGGCAGGGAGUGCUGUCGUACUACGCCAGUUCAACUGGCCCUGAUGGCGAGGGCGAGGUUUGGGGUGCGCAUCCUGAGCCUCGCGAGGCCGGUGAUGUGACACUGCAGUUUGGUGGUGCUCACCUCACCGAGAAGCCUGACGACGAAAGCUUCGCACAGGCGUAUUCCUUUGGGUCUCGAGAAGUGCUCCACCGCUCGGAGAGGGCGGUGCGUGGGCAGGUUCUGAGGGAGCUCAUCUCGCCCGCGGAGGUUUACGUCUACUUGCAGUGCAUGGACCGGCGCAAGCCUGUUCGGAUUCCGCUGGCUUCUAUCUGGAGCGUCCGGUCCUGA